AUGGAAUCAACAAGUGAAAUAACGCCGGAUACCUCCAAAGGGGAUCACCUCUGUGUUUUGGUUCACGGACUUUGGGGAAAUCCUUCGCACCUCGAUUAUAUCGCGUCCGCGCUGAGAGACAGAUAUAGUAACGACCUCUACAUACUCUGCCCGAAAGCAAAUAGCGGCAACUAUACCUACGAUGGAAUCGAGUUGGGCGGAGAACGAUUAGUGCACGAGAUCGAGGAGACGCUUGAAUUCCUAGCCGAGAAAGGACAAAGGAUCACAAAAAUAAGUGUGAUUGGAUAUUCGCUUGGUGGUCUGCUCGCGCGCUAUGCGAUCGGCUUGCUCAAUGCGCGAGGCUGGCUAGAUAAGCUAGAACCCAUGAACUUUACGACCUUUGCCACGCCACAUGUUGGAGUGAGAGCCCCACUGAAAGGGUAUAAGGAUCGGAUUUUCAAUGUUUUAGGGCCGAAGACAAUCUCGGCAUCUGGCCGCCAAAUGUGGCUGGUCGAUUCCUUCCGAGAUACCGGGCGCCCACUGCUCGGUGUUAUGGCUGAUCCCGAGAGCAUUUUCAUAACCGGCUUGAAGAAGUUCCGGCAGCGGAGCACUUACGCGAAUAUCGUCAAUGACCGCUCAGUUCUAUUCUAUACGUCCGGUCUCUCUAAAGUGGACCCAUUCCGGGAUCUGGAAGACCUGAAUAUCAACUACGUCGAGGGUUAUGAAGAUGUCAUUAUCGAUCCCGACCUUCAUGUGCUUCCUCCAGCGGAGAGAAAACCUGAAACCACAGCAGCGCGAUUCUGGAGGAAAUUGAAAUCGGCAACCAUUUGGAUACCUCUAUCACUGCUGCUCAUUGUUCUCGCGCCUGUGGCUUGUACACUCUUCUUGAUAAAUGCUGGGAUCCAAACAAUCCGCAGCUCAAAGCGCAUUCGUAUGCAUGAAGUUGGCGAAAAUGGCCAGCGUUUCGGAAGAUACAGAGUACCGGUUUUGAUCCAAGACGUUCAGCAUGCCGUGGAGCAGGCCUUGGAGAACGUCAAUGCUAUCCAAGAACCGGCUUAUUUGUCCAACAGCGAUACUGAAGUGUCUGACACGGCGCCUGAGAAGUCCACUAGAUCGUCUGUCUCGAAGUCUGGUCGCAACGAUGCCGAGUCUGCAUCGGCUAGACGUUCAUCAACGAUGGAGGUUUCGACGUAUUUUUCCAAGCUUGCAUUAACCAAUGAACAAUUUGGCAUCAUCGAUUCCCUCAAUGCUGUGGGAAUUCGGAAAUACCCCGUCCACAUACAAAAGCACUACCACAGCCACGCAGCUAUCAUCGUUCGGACUGAGAAGGAUGGGUUCCGAGAGGGCAAGAUCGUGAUGAAGCAUUGGUUAGACAACGAGUUCGCGUUAUGA
Penicillium robsamsonii is the source of this 1371-nucleotide messenger RNA. Its product is annotated as lipase ROG1 family protein. The transcript is spliced from 2 exons. Bases 1 to 1371 code for a protein of 456 amino acids. Gene Ontology annotation, molecular function: monoacylglycerol lipase activity. NCBI's taxonomy places the organism in Eukaryota, Fungi, Ascomycota, Eurotiomycetes, Eurotiales, Aspergillaceae. The record is from RefSeq and is a predicted model, not a curated record.